UAGAAUGCAACCCUAAAUUCUUCUUUACAUCUGCCUUGAAUUUUGCGACAAAUUGGCGUUGAAUCAAAACACAUUCACAUCGACGAGACAUAUUGAACUUAUAUUUUUUUGUACGGUUCGUACAUAUAAUAUAUAACUUUUUAUAUUAUUUAAGUAUAUUUUUUCUAUAUCUCUUCGAACUCUCGACUCUGUAUUCGUGAAGAUACUAAUAACAAACCUGGCAUUUUUCGAAAAAUACAUGUUGCACACUGGUGAUAGCGUUAUAAGAGCAGCUCGAUCUUCAAGAGAUUUUCGUAUUAUUGAGAUUUGUUACGUAUGCAAAAAUCGUGAUAUUUGAUUUAGUUGCGACAAUGCCGCGAAAUAUAAUGGAUAUGGAAACUAUGGAAUUAUAUAAAAGAAUACCUGCAAAUGUAAACAAAGAUGUUAACUACCUAUGUUCUAACUGUAACUGUGAAUACCAAGAAAUACGUAAUAUUGAGGCACGUAAAAUGAAAAUAGGUAAUUAUAAGAAACAUUGUCCUUCAUGUCAUUGCCCACCUGAGAGACAAAGAUUUUCUUCAUUCGAUAGAUCAAGGACCUUGGGGAAUGUCGAAGCUAUGCUAAAUCGGUACAAACGCGUUUUCACAGAGCCGAUUAAUCCGGUAAUCAAAAAGUCCCAAAGUAGCCCUUUAUCACAAAAAGUAUGCUGGCACGAUUAUCAAAGUAUUCGUCCUCGUUGCUCGAAAAGAUUAUCGCAAACGCGUCGACAACGCAGGAGCGAGCAUGAUAGGUAUGUGUUGGACAUGUGUAGGAUGAAAGGAGACAUGGUGAACUCUGAAUUCGUCAAUGAAAAUUUCAAAGAAUGUUCCAAGUAUAUGCAAUCAGUACCCAUCAAGAGCUCACUGAAAAAACAUAAUCGUUGCAAAGAGUCAGAGGGAUCACUAGGCGAUCAAGGAUAUUCCGAUACCGAUAGUGCAGAAUCAAUGAAUUAUAUCCAACAUAUUCGAAAGAAGCCUUAUGAAUCAAAUCUCGAGUCAAAAUGUCAUUAUAUUAGCAGAAACAAUGAAUACAUUACAGAUAUGAAGAUUGAGAGUGAUGUCGACUACCAGCAAAAUGAACACGAAUGUCAGGAAAUAAGGGAACCUAAUCUAACAUUUGAAAAUGUAGGAAAACAGAAAUGUCACCAAGCUGCUAUAUUUAGUGAAGGCAAUGAGAGAAACGAAAAAUGGAAAUUCGAUGUCGGGAAAGUAAUGAAACCGACAAUGCCUAGAGACGAUUCUUAUUCCGUCUUAGUUAAACAAACACUUGAUAAAUCUGCAAGAGAGAUUGCACCUAAUGGAUCUACACAUUUGGCGAAGCUGGACCUUUACAGCACAAAAAAUCAUAUUCUGGAAUCGAUCGAUCAUAUGCUUGGCAACAUGGGCGACACAAAAAAGUCUGCGACACAGCAGGAACAAACGGACCAAGAAAUUGUCGAAAAGAUGACUCGUGAAUUUCUAGAAAACGAAUGGCAAUUAUUGUUCAACGUUUUGACAAUUCAUCGAAAUUCAACGAUUUCUGAUAGAAAAACCAUUCGUUUAGAAUGUCUGAAUCAUAUUCGGCAAGAACUUGUCAAACUUUAUGCUCUUGAGUCCACUUUAGAUAAAUGCCCAUUUAAACAGCAAUCUUUAUCGAGUCACGAUAUGCCAUGUAAUGAGGAACAGCAACAAUCGCAACAAUCGCAACAACAGCACCAGUCACCACCUAGCUUAGAUCAGAAAAUCACGGAUUCUUGA
This is a messenger RNA of Odontomachus brunneus, 1754 nucleotides long. RefSeq lists its product as uncharacterized. The transcript is spliced from 5 exons. Bases 351 to 1754 code for a protein of 467 amino acids. NCBI's taxonomy places the organism in Eukaryota, Metazoa, Arthropoda, Insecta, Hymenoptera, Formicidae. The record is from RefSeq and is a predicted model, not a curated record.